This is a messenger RNA of Pteronotus mesoamericanus, 487 nucleotides long. RefSeq names its product ubiquitin-conjugating enzyme E2 D2-like. Gene Ontology annotation, cellular component: nucleus. Gene Ontology annotation, molecular function: ubiquitin conjugating enzyme activity. Gene Ontology annotation, biological process: protein polyubiquitination. The transcript has a single exon. NCBI's taxonomy places the organism in Eukaryota, Metazoa, Chordata, Mammalia, Chiroptera, Mormoopidae. The record is from RefSeq and is a predicted model, not a curated record. Bases 53 to 487 code for a protein of 144 amino acids.
CCUCCCCUGUCCCCGUUCCCGCCCCGGGGGCUGCCGCCACCCGCCUUCCACAAUGGCUCUAAAGAGAAUCCACAAAGAAUUGAAUGCCCUGGCACGGGACCCCCCAGCACAGUGUUCAGCAGGUCCUGUUGGAGAUGAUACGUUCCAUUGGCAAGCUACAAUAAUGGGGCCAAACGACAGUCCCUAUCAGGGUGGAGUAUUUUUCUUGACAAUUCAUUUCCCAACAGAUUACCCCUUCAAACCACCUAAGGCAUUUACAACAAGAAUUUAUCAUCCAAAUAUUAACAGUAAUGGCAGCAUUUGUCUUGACAUUCUAUGGUCACAGUGGUCUCCAGCACUAACUAUUUCAAAAGUACUCUUGACCCUCUGUUCUCUGUUGUGUGAUCCUAAUCCAGAUGAUCCCUUAGUGCCUGAGAUUGCUCGGAUCUACAAAACAGAAAAGUACAACAGAAUAGGUCGGGAAGGGACUCAGAAGUAUGCGAUGUAA